AAAACUGCGUGUGGUGUGAACUGUGUUUUAUUGUGAUGACUCUGCGUAGUAUUUUGAUUUUAUUAGUCUCUUAUACGGCCUUGUUAUUAGUGUAUAAUUCAUUUUUAUAGGGGUAGAUAGUUUACGACCUCCUGUGGUGGCCCGUCAAGGUGAAACUCUGCAAAUCAUACCACCAUGGAAGCCGCUGUGAUAGCAUCAGAGGCGUCAGGUCAACAGCAGCGAGGAGUUGGACUCAACAUCAGUGAUGUGUUGGACGUGAUCGAGACUGACUUGGAGUUGGCCGACGGCGACUCCAAGAUGUCGUACGGGCCGGCCGAUCCCGUCGGCGCCUCGCUCUACAGCCACGCGCCAAUGCACUACGCACCGCGACCGGAGGACUACGACCCCGUACUGCGCGCCAGGCGACAAGCCAAGGUGGUCAUCACCGAGCAGCCGGCCUCCAAGGCGCUCCGGUUUCGGUACGAGUGCGAGGGCCGCUCGGCGGGCAGCAUCCCGGGCGCGCACUCGACCGCCGACAGCAAGACCUUCCCCAGCGUCAAGGUGGUCGGCUACCGCGGCCCGGCCGUGGUGGUCGUCUCCUGUGUCACCAAGGACCCGCCGCACUGGCCGCACCCGCACAACCUGGUCGGAAAGGACGGCUGCAAAAAGGGCGUCUGCACGGUGAACCUGAACGUGGAGACGAUGUCUGUGACGUUCCAGAACCUGGGCAUCCAGUGCGUGAAGAAGAAGGACGUCGAGGACUCGCUACGGCAACGGGAGGCCAUCCUGGUCGAUCCCUUCAGAACCGGGUUCGACCACCGGCUCCAGCCGACGGCCAUAGACCUGAACACAGUGCGACUGUGCUUCCAAGUGUUUGUCGAGGGCCACGAGCCGGGAAAGUUCGUGGUGCCGCUCACACCAGUCGUCUCAGACCCCAUCUUCGACAAGA
Amphibalanus amphitrite is the source of this 928-nucleotide messenger RNA. RefSeq names its product embryonic polarity protein dorsal-like. Gene Ontology annotation, molecular function: DNA binding; DNA-binding transcription factor activity. The transcript has 5 exons. Gene Ontology annotation, biological process: innate immune response; response to cytokine; inflammatory response. Gene Ontology annotation, cellular component: cytoplasm. NCBI's taxonomy places the organism in Eukaryota, Metazoa, Arthropoda, Thecostraca, Balanomorpha, Balanidae. The record is from RefSeq and is a predicted model, not a curated record. The annotation marks the transcript as partial.